CAGUUAUUCCAGUUAGCGUUGGAUUUGCGUUCAAUCAGUUCGUUGGCAUACACAUUUGUUCCUAUAGCUUUGCGGUUUACAAUAGCAACAUUAAUUGAUAGCAAUGGCAACUUACGAAGAAGUUAAAGAAAUUGCAAAUUAUCCUGAAAAAUAUCUUAUCGAUGUUAGAAACAAGGAUGAAUUAGCUAAAACUGGGGUGAUUCCAGCAAGUAUUAAUAUACCAAUGUCUGAAUUAGAGGCAGCAUUUAAGAUGUCUGAAAAUGAUUUUAAAACAGCAUUCAAUCGUGACAAACCAACCGAAGAGACAGUGUUAAUCUUCUCAUGUCAAGCAGGUGGCCGGGCACAACGUGCCACUGACUUAGCACAAUCUCAUGGUUUCAAAAACGCUAAAGCUUAUGCUGGUUCAUGGACUGAAUGGGCGGAAAAAGAGAACCUAUCUUAAAAUUGUAUAAUAUAUUUAUAUAUAUUAUAUUGACUAAUAU
This is a messenger RNA of Teleopsis dalmanni, 482 nucleotides long. RefSeq names its product rhodanese domain-containing protein CG4456-like. Gene Ontology annotation, molecular function: thiosulfate-cyanide sulfurtransferase activity. Gene Ontology annotation, cellular component: mitochondrion. Lineage: Eukaryota; Metazoa; Arthropoda; Insecta; Diptera; Diopsidae. The coding region runs from base 104 to 442 and encodes 112 amino acids. The record is from RefSeq and is a predicted model, not a curated record. The transcript is spliced from 3 exons.